UUGGUUAAAAACACACUAUAUUGGAUUCAUAUCGAUAUCGACAGAUAUCCAAAUUUAUGAUAUUGGUAUCGGUAUCUGACAUAAAAAAGUGGUAUGGUGUGCACCUACCCUUGUCUGCCGGAAGGAUGAUAAUUUUUUUGCAAUUACUAAGUGAUGGGAGUGCCUUCCUCUCCUCCAUGCUGAUGUUGGAAACUGGGGGCUUUGCAUUGCUGAGACAGGCCAAAACUUUUGUCCGCAGUUACUCUACUUCCACAUCUGCAUUGUUGUUGUUUCAAAUUGCUGAUUCUGUGGCUGUAAUCAGUUCCACUAGUGGGAUUUGCCUCCGUGUCAUAGCAAAGUACAUCCCUUUUGCAAGGAUAUUUUUCUCUGUUUGAGUGAGUUGUCUGUCAGACCUUUUUGGUCUUACAAUAACAUGUGCAGACAAAAACUAGAGGCAGACAGACUGGCAUGACCAUAAAUGAUAGAAAACUGCAGUUUUCUAUCUAAUGAAUCAAGUGCACAUAAAUUAAUUCAGUAGCACGAUUAUUUAUUUUUUCAACAUGGCUUCUUUGGUGGGUGUUCCAUCUCUGAGGAGAAACCCUGUUAAUGUUGACAUUAAAAGUCCAGUAAGUUCUUUGUAGCACGUGCAAAUAUAUAAUUGUCCAACAUUAAGAAAACCUUUGGCGCACACAGCAGAUGUGUCUUUGACUUUUUCUCAAGGAAUCUUUAAUCAUAACUGCAAAAGAGAGAUACAAGAUUGAAUGUAUAUAUUUUGUCGCAUUUGCUGUGCUAGUCAAAGCUGUUUGUAUGCAGUUUCUAGCUAAACAUAUAUGCACAGCCAGUUUACUGGAAAAACUGUUAGCUGAAUUCUGCAGGAACAUCUCCCAUUUAAUUUGUUUGUGGAAAACUGAAAAGUGGCUGAAAGAGCAGUCAAAUGCUGUGGCUGCAGAUAAAGAUUUACAGUUUUGCCAGUUGUAAUUUUCAUAGCAAAUAUCCUCUUGUCAUCAUGUCAUAAUUGCUCUUUUAUUUACUUUGUCUUGCCACAGCGGUCUGUCUAAUUUGUUUAAAACUCUGAUAGUGUACUGAAGAAAAAUGUUUCCAUUUGAGAAAUGGUGUCCAAAAAACUUUAAUUUCUCUUUGCUGAUAUGCUCCUCAUUUCACAGGUUUGAAUUUAUUCUUUUCAUUGUUCCAGUUUGUUCCUUGACUGCUGUACGCCUGUGUGGAAAUGUCAGUUUGGGAAAUUAAAUCUGUUAAAUGCAUCAUAGUAAUCUGAUGUUAUAGAAUGAACAUAAAUGAGAGAUAUCAGUGUUCAUCCCUGACAGGAUAGUACUAGAUGAGACAGGAAACUGAGUAGUUGUUAAUGCAUCUGGGAAUUGAGUUUUCGUAGUGUUGUCCUCAGUGGUAUCAAGUGAGUAUCUCGUUAAUAUUUACUGACUUUAGCAUAAAUAUGUGUUGUAUUAACAGACAGCAGAAGUUUAAAUCUGAUUUUAAGUUACAUUAUAGACAUCUUAGAUUUUGUAAAAGAAAAGAAAAAAAGUUAGUCCUUUUAUCCAUAGGCUUUCACUGUUUACAUUGAAGCGGAUAGUGAUGUCAGAACCCUGCUCUGAGAGAAUUAUAUAUUAUGUUGAACCUUUUCAAUUUGCAACUAUGGAGGAAAACAUCGCAUAUAAAUAAAAUGAAAACAAUUACGGAGGCAAGAGUGCGACAGAAGCAGAGUGUUAUCUGUAAAGAGCUCUUCUCUCUGUCAUCGACUGUUAGAAGUACUGUAUUUUUAUGUGAGCAUUUAUUUGCUUUUCCAGUUGACUAAUUGCAUUACUAAAUGCAGAGGGAGAAACGUGCAGUCUUUUGGAAGUUGCCUUGUUGUCUGUUCUCCUCUUUUUAUCUACAUGAUGAUACUGAUUGCACUUACUGUGUUGUCUUAAUGGCCUUGAUAGUUGAUUAUAUGAACAAAACAUUUAAAUGAAUGACAGUCAUUUCUAGGUUUCUAACAUCAUAUUCAGCAGGCAUUUGUAGCUGUGUGUAUAUGUUUCCAAGUGCUGCAGUUUGCUGCACUUUAUGGAACUCUGAUUGUAGAACCUUUCAUGUUGCAAAUGUAGUAAAAAAGAGGAGUUUGAGGCAAGUGGUGUUUAUUUAGUUGCAAUUUGCACUGUCACCGCUGGAUGCCACCAAAACUUACACACUGGUCUUUUAGGUGAAGGAGCUUGCUGGACUGUGUUUAACUGUUGUGACCACUAGAGAGCACAACAGUGUAAAUUUUCCCUUCUCCAUCUCUGCCAAACCUUACUGUAUAUAUGUAUAUAUGCUAGGAUUUAAAAAAAAAACUCUAUAAUGUAGUUCUGCAGAGAAAAAUGUGAACAAAACAACUAAACUACUUAGUGUUUGGAAAUAUAUAGGCUUUAAUGAUGAAUACACUGUUGUAAAGAAAAUGUAACUCAAGUGACUGGCUGAAUUGGGUAUACUUUUAACAAGACAACCUAAAUCUAUUCAUGUUGAAGAUGGUGAUUGUUUGGAUGCUUUUAAUGUGAUGGUAAAGGAUUUUACAGUGGUUAGAGUUUGGAUUGUGGCUAGUGAGAACACUACUUUCCCUGCUGUUGUGCUAAAGAAGAGCUGAAAUCAGAGUCUGUAAAAUCCUUAUUAGACCUGAAUCUAAAUGUUUGCGCUUAGAAAGGGGAGAUAAAUGCAUUUGAGCACAUUGUUUACAGCUCUGAGAGACAAUGAAACUGUUGAAGAUAAAAUAAAACACAAUAGGAUCAUCACAUGAAAAAUCAAUCAAAUCAAUAUUUAAUGAAGACAUGCAAAAUUUGAGCUUCAUACCAUGGAAAUUUCCUUAUUUCUAAUUAGAGAUCACUCAAUUUUUAGGUUGCAUUUACAGGUGAUGAAAUCCUAGUGCAUGAACAUUAGGGGGUUACAUUCAGUCAGGCUGUGCAUUUAAUCCUUAAUGAACUUUGACCUGGUCAUGCCAGGAUUGGAUCACAGCAUCCUGAACCUAACCUGUUCAGACUCAACAUCUACUCCUAACAGGGGAUUGAAAGUCUGUGGUUUUUUAAAAGCGAGGUGCUCAUCCAUCAUUUGCCUAUUUGAGAAGUCAAGAUUUAAUUGAAAGAUCAGAUGUUUUUGUUAGCCUGAUCAUUUCCGUGAAGUUGACUGCUUUUUGGGGUGCUUGGCUGAUAGUACAAUAACGUAUUGUUAUUUUUUGUAUUUAUUUAUUUCAUGCAGCAUCUUGGGUGGGUGUGCUGUCUCUCCAAGGCUACGGGGGGACUAGCUGUGUUAAUUUUGAUAUUAAAAAUGCUUCUGGGUCUUUAUGGCCACAUGCAAAUAUGCAAUAUUUUCUAAACAAACACAGAUUAAAUCAGUGAAAUUAAACAAACCUGAAACUGAAGUACUGAAACCUUUGUGCAGUGCAUGGCUCAGGAUAGCAUUCUAAUAUCAUAUGAUCUGUAUGGAUAAGACAAUAAUCCCAGUGUAUGCCUAAAAAUAUCAGAGCCUGCCAUUGUUUUAUCCCCUGGAGCUGUGAAUCUGAUUAGAAGGGGCUUGAUGGUGCAAGGAUGGAUGUUAGUUGAAGGUUUGCAUUUUGGGAAGUGUGAAAUUGCACAUUUCAAACUAAAGGUAAUGGCACAGAUUUCCACUGGCUUUUUGUCACUUGGUUUGUGCAACCAAAAUACACAAAGGCAGAGUUAAAUCAAAGUGUGUUAGAACAGAAACAGUAUUAACCUGCCACACAACUACACCAAACAGUCACUGGGCCUUUUCUUAUAAAGCUGUGAGGCAGCUGUUGGUGCUGUGUCUCUGUGAGGCUCGUGCUGCAUCGACCUGUUAUAGGGGUGAGAUGUAACCGGAGAUAGUUGACCUAAUUUUUGGGUGUUGUGGUAUGCGAGGGAGUCGAGGUGAUCAGAAAAGAAGACGAGGUCAUCUCACGAUCCAGUCUCUGCCAUCUUAUAGCAACAACACCAGCAGCACAGACAGCAGGGAACCAAGCCUUGUUCAGCGAAAAUCAAGCCUGUGGCAUCGUGUCCGUGUCGCACAAAGGUCCAAAUGUUGUUAUGCAACAUUCCCUUUUAUGUUCUCUGAAAUGCUGAUAACAGAGUUCUUAGAGGCUGCACCCACUUCAUGAGAGCUGUAAACAGACUUAAGGUCCCUCCAGAUUAUGAGCUUCAAGGAAACUUAGAUAUGUCAUUGAGUUUCAUGUAUGCAGACUAUAUUGUGAUAAUACCUUCACCAAUCCAAUGCUGUUUUUUUUCCCCCAUGCUUUGUGAUCCUUGGUGCACGCAAGAUGUGAUAACUGGCAGAAAAUUCAAUUAAAUUUUUCUUUUUGAUAUAGCGCCAGUUCAGAAUAACAGUUGCCCUUAAACAAUUAAAAUGAUACUGCCUUUAAAGCUCAAUUCUAAACGCUCAACUCUUAACUUUCAUUUGUAAUUUUAUAUAGUCAUCGAAUCACUUAGCAUUAGUUUCUUUGCUUCUUAGCUUCUUAACUUGGAGUUGUUGACAAAAAUAUGACAAACAUGUGACAGCUGACCAGGUUUCUGAAUGUUAUUCAUCACAAACUGCAGGUUUCUCAACUGAAUACCAGGGCCAGUGAUGGAUUUUUAGUGAUAGCUCCACUGAACAGACAUUUUAUUGAUGAAAUAAAUUGCAUAUUAGUUGCAUGAUUGCAACUGAUAUGAGAAAAGUUAUCUAGGAGUUGACUUUAAUGCAAGAACUUGCUCAGCCAGAGUACCAGUUUGUGUGCAUACAUUUCAAAAAGAAUGUUGGACGUGUUCAGAUGCAUCCAGAAAUGUAAAGACAGUGUAGUUUGCAUGUUUCUACAUGUGUGUAGAUCUGCAUGAUCUAUAUAUAUAUAUAUGAGAAUUUCCAGAAAGAUGAGCAUAAGAUACGUAAAAUAUGUAUAUAUGUGUUAACUUGCAUUGAGUCACGUCUAUUAGUUGAUCUUUCAUGCGUGACUGACCACUGAAUGCCCAAGCAGCUCGAUGCUCACACCGAAAGUUGACCCCUGUGACUUUUAAUGCAUCGUCAAGCAUUUUGCUGCAUUUGUGUUUCCACGUGGAGGGCCGUAUGCUGUGUGUUUAAAAAUGUGUGUGCUCAGCAGCAGUCAUCAACCCAUUCUCAUUGAUUUUAAAGGUUUCCUUUUUUUCCUCCCCCGGCUCAAUUUCACAGCUGUUUAUGAGUUUUGUUUGUGUGUUUGUGUGUGUUGACAGGGACACUGUAUUCUAGUGUUCGAGCCCUUCUGUAUAGGGGGAGGGCCUAUGUUUUCUAAUCUAUUUUGAGCAAAAACCCCUCCCUCCCUUGCUGUUGCUGUAGAUAUAUAAGGCCUCUGCAGACACACAAUCUUUUCUUCACUCUCGUUUUAGCUGAGACGCCAAACUGGAGAUGCCUCAAUUUGAGAAAACCACGGUCCACAUGAAGGACCACGGGAAGGUGGAGGACAUCAUCUGCGGUCUCAUCAAAGGAGGAGCUUCCAAACUGCAGAUCAUCACAGACUUUGACAUGACGUUAAGCAAAUUCUCAGUUAACGGCAAGCGUUGUCCGACGUGUCACAAUAUCAUUGAUAACUGCAAACUGGUAACAGAAGAGUGCAGGAGUAAGCUGCUAGCGCUGAAGAAUAAAUAUUAUCCCAUUGAGAUCGACCCUCAACUCAGCAUGGAAGAGAAAUACCCGUUUAUGGUGGAGUGGUAUUUCAAUUCUCACCGACUGCUUGUGGAGCAGCGGUUAGAGAGGGACAAGCUGCCAGAGGUGGUCAGAGAGUCUGAGGUUGCCCUCAGAGACGGCUUUGAGCAGUUCUUUGACCGCCUGCAUCAGCACAAUGUGCCUGUGUUCAUUUUCUCUGCUGGCCUAGGAGAUGUCCUAGAGGAAAUCAUGCGCCAGGCAGGAGUGUAUCACCCCAACGUCAAGGUCGUCUCCAACUUCAUGGACUUUGAUGAAAAUGGCAUCUUGAAGGGAUUUAAAGGUGAGCUGAUCCAUGUGUACAACAAACACGACGGUGCCCUGCGGAGCUCAGAGUACUUCAAACAAAUCAAAGAGUACUCCAACAUCAUCUUGCUGGGCGACUCACUGGGGGACCUAAGCAUGGCUGAUGGUGUGACCAAUGCGGAGAACAUCUUAAAGAUUGGCUUCCUCAAUGACAAGGUGGAAGAGCGACUUGACAAAUAUCUGGACUCUUAUGACAUAGUUCUGGUGAAGGACGAGACAUUGGAAGUCCCAAAUGCCAUCCUCCAGAAGAUUCUUUAAGUCCACCUCUGAGCUGACCGCAAACCCACACCACACCCAGUCCACCUCUCUGUCCCCCCUUCAAUCUGGAGCCAGUUAGGCUUGACACCCUUUUUAACCAGCUCCACUCUGUCUCAGCACAUCACCCUUUGACAGGCUUUUAAAAAAGACAUUUUACAUCUUGUAAAUGAAGUCCACUCAGCAUCAACAGACUGUCUCUGGUGUUUUUUGUCUGUUGCAGUUGUUUCUGAUGUUUUUUUUUCCUCUAUAUAUAUUUUUAUGAAAUAAUAACAUCUGAAUAUUUGCACAGUAUUGUUAUCAUAGCUUUUUCUAGGAGUAUUUUUAUUAUGGUGAUGUUUCAAUACCAUGUAUGAGGUGCCCACAGAUGGAUGAAACAGUUUGGUUUUUCUUCUUUCUUUUUUUUUUGGAGCUAUCCCAGCAUGCCUGUCACCUCAGUUACUCUACUUUUGCGACUUGGCAGUAAGAUGUCAUUCUAGCCAGUCUUGCAACGUAAACUGUUGUUGUUAGACAUGCCACAUAUCUGUACAGGUAAGGCUUAAAGGUUGGGAAAGUAAUUAAGAACAUUUAGUAAUGGACCUUUUUAUCAGUAAUACUUUUUUUUUUUUUUCCAAUCUCUUGCUUGGUUACAGAAGCAUCAGCAGCCAGUAUUGUUUUUUUUUUUGUUUUUUUUGUUGUUGUUGGGUUUUUUUUUUUGGAUAAAGAAGAGAGAUUUGGGGUGUCAACAUGAAACUCAUGUGAUGAUGAGAAAUGAGAUGAAAAGCACUUUAAAUUCUAUGUAUGGGGAAAUUAAGUCUCCUGUUGAUGUGCAGAGGUGGCACCGUUUUGAUUUAUGGAUGUUGGAACAGGUUCUAAGGCCAUGUUUACAUGCAUUCAAUUUAUAUCCAAAUGUGCUCAUUCAUACUUAUUUCCACCUGUUGUAAUGCUACAACUGAAACAUUUAUGGCAAAUGCCAUUUUUGAUUAAGGAGUUUACACGGCUCUCUUACUCAAGUAUUCUCUGUGCCAGAGAUAAAGGUUACAGAAGUAUUAACUAAUGCUGAAGUAUACCUGUAGUUGUCAUUAGCGGGAAUUAGCGGGAACUAAAAAGCCACAAUAAGUCCCGAAAAUCUGGCACCAUAAGCUUCUCUAUUGAAAUAAAUAUUACAUUAUUUAUGAAGAAAUGUAGUUUAUUUCACAGUUUCAGUAAAGAAAGAAGUCACCUGCUGUCUAUGGCUCACAAAAACCCAGCAUAAGACCUGUUAAAUGUAAUGUGUUUUAUCACCUUUACAUUCUCAGUGAGCACUACCUCUAAAAUAUUCAUCUUUAUGUUUUUGGAGGUUCAGAACUAAAACGUCUCAACAUGUUGUGUAGAAUGUUGAAUUUGUUUGUGGUUUAAAUGUGCUGCUAUCACCUGCAUGUUGCCUUUUGUUAUUGUUCAGUUUAUAUUAAAGACACGGGACACUUAAAAAGAUAUAUCAAUAAAAUGGAGAAUACUGGCAUACUGUAAAUGUGGGCAUUGUAUCAAAAUGUAUAUUAUUUUACUGCAUUUGGAGAUAUUUUCAGAAGUUUAGACUGGUGUGUUUUAUUUUUAUAAGCUGAAAGGCUUUAUUUUAUGGUGUGAAAAGAAAACAUAAUAAAGUCAUUGUUGUCAGGCC
Haplochromis burtoni (Burton's mouthbrooder) is the source of this 7834-nucleotide messenger RNA. RefSeq names its product 5'-nucleotidase, cytosolic IIIA (gene nt5c3a). Lineage: Eukaryota; Metazoa; Chordata; Actinopteri; Cichliformes; Cichlidae. The transcript has 8 exons. Bases 5344 to 6201 code for a protein of 285 amino acids. Gene Ontology annotation, molecular function: 5'-nucleotidase activity; magnesium ion binding. Gene Ontology annotation, cellular component: cytoplasm. The record is from RefSeq and is a predicted model, not a curated record.